AUUUUAUCCGGUGAUCGCUACGCGGCGCUUGGCUCAUCGUGGUGCAAACGUAUCCUGCAUUCCUCCGUGUUGACGAAACAGCAUGAUGCAGUCGGCGCGGACUCUCCGGCGCUGCGGCCAAGGCGGCGCCUUCUCUCGAUGGAUGAGCACCUCUGCAAUUCCCUCCGCAAACCCCCUCGUCAACGUUGAACGCCGUGAAGGAUUUGCGAUUGUACGGUUGAAUCGCCCGCCGGUGAACUCUCUCAACCUCGAGAUGUUCCAAGCACUUGACAAGACAGUGGAAGAGCUGGAGAAGGACAAGACGAUCAAGGGCAUGAUUCUUGCGUCGGCAAAUCCGAAAAUCUUCUCGGGAGGACUCGACAUCACGGAAUUGUACCAGCCCAAGAACCAUCGUUUGCGUGAAUUCUGGGGCUCGUUCCAGCGAUUUUUCCUUCGCCUGUACAUGUCACCGUUGGCGACCGUUGCUGCUGUGGAAGGACACAGUCCCGCGGGUGGAUGCUUUCUUGCGAUGUGCUGCGAUGCACGCGUGAUGGCGAUCGGUAAACCGGUCAUGGGCCUAAACGAGACAAAACUCGGGAUUGCCGCGCCGUUCUGGAUGAAGGACGUUAUGCUCAACACGAUCGGUCACCGCGAAACCGAGAAGAUGCUUGGUCUUGGUUUGCAAGUCGAUGCGAUCAAUGCCAAGCGCAUUGGGCUGGUGGACGAAGCGGUCGAGUUGGACGAGGUGCUGCCGGUGGCCGAAUCCAUUCUGCAGCAAUGGCUGGCAAUCCCUGGCCAUGCCAGGAAGGCCACCAAGCACCUCAUGCGCCACGCCACUGCGGAACGCUUGCGCAGCGAUCUAAAAGGAGACGUCGAUAACUUUGCCGAUUUCAUCGAGACGGACCGAGUGCAGAACGCCCUCGGCGCUUAUCUCGAAUCCCUCAAGAAAUCCAAAGAGUCCAAACAAUCCAAGGCGUAAGCUACAGUGAAGGAAUGACAGCCAUACCCGACGAAGAGCCAUGUGUAACCUGUAGCAUUUGCUCGAAAUUCUUCUCAUGACGAAACCUCGUACGCCGUCAGUCCGAGUCACUUCCGUCCUU
This is a messenger RNA of Aphanomyces invadans, 1079 nucleotides long. RefSeq lists its product as hypothetical. Gene Ontology annotation, cellular component: mitochondrion. Gene Ontology annotation, molecular function: enoyl-CoA hydratase activity. The coding region runs from base 83 to 958 and encodes 291 amino acids. Gene Ontology annotation, biological process: fatty acid beta-oxidation. The transcript is spliced from 5 exons. NCBI's taxonomy places the organism in Eukaryota, Oomycota, Saprolegniomycetes, Saprolegniales, Verrucalvaceae. The record is from RefSeq and is a predicted model, not a curated record.